AUGAUGCGCACAAACGACCCUCGAAUCCGCCAAACCCUCAACCAAAUCUCCCACAACAUUGAAUCCGCCAACGAAAGCGCCCAGGAAGGCUUCUACCGCUUCGGCCAACAAUACCUCGCACCUUGUCUCACGUCUCUCGGCAACUGUCUUACCGAAUGCACUGCGACCUGCUUUCCAAAUCGUGAAACUCAACUCCGACGUCGCAGGCGAGGUCGCGCCGAGCUCAGUUUCGACUUUUAUGAUGACUGGGAUAAUGAGAGCGCUAAUGAGGGGAUACUAGGAUGGGGCAAUGAUGAGUUGGAUCGGUUAUUGGCGGGKAGUGGGAGUGUAAGGGCUGGKGGUGGAGCGCAACAGCCCCGUCGACAACGCAAGAUGAGCUAUGGUGCUGCGCGGACGAGACGCAAGAGCUCAAUUGUGCCGGAUCAGAGGGAUGAUCCUACGGUGAUUCCCAAGUCGUCGUUUAUUGGAUUUUUGGAAAGACUUCCGUGGAAGAUUGGACCUCGUGGUGUCAAGUAUCGGCCGUCUGCGGCUGAUUUGCAGGAGAGACCGGGUCGACUGCCGCAUGACGAUGAUUAUAUUCAGCCUGGACAUUCAGAGGCACAGCCUUUGAUAGAAGAAGAGGAUGAAGAUGCAGACAACAUUGCCGGAAGUAUAAGGAAAGGAAAAAGGCAAAAACGGAAUCGCAGUACGACGCAGUCUUCGCAGGAAACGAGCAAUUCGUUGAGUUCAAGAGGCGAUCUUAUAUUCGACGAUGAGGACGAGGAUGCAGUACCGUUAGACGACGAAUUCGCUGUUGUAUUAGCGCGUCGAAAUACGGGGCUCACUUCGGAUGAGCAUCUGGCUGGAAGCGGAGGUCGUUCUAGAAGGACAACGUCGGGCCAGUCGUCGCGGAGUGGGAAGGCCAGAGAACGGAAAGAGUCGCGCAUUGAAAUUGAUACUGCUCGUAAUGCAGAAAUUGCGUCCAUGGCAGAACUGUCAAAAGAAGAGCAGGAAGCGGAAGCGGAGGAAGAGCUGGAAAUUGUACGCAGACGCAGUGCAGCUCAUCAGUUGGCUGUCAAUCAGGGACUAGCUCGGGCUACGGUAAGACUUGAUGAAAUCAAGUAA
Molecule: messenger RNA, 1104 nt
Organism: Talaromyces amestolkiae
Lineage: Eukaryota; Fungi; Ascomycota; Eurotiomycetes; Eurotiales; Trichocomaceae
Exons: 1
Coding region: 1-1104 (367 amino acids)
Source: RefSeq, a predicted model, not a curated record